CUCCACUCCGCGAAUACAGCAUCUAUCCCCACGAGGGCUCACCACUAGAAUUAUUGAGGACACCGAAGUCCAAAUUUGCGCACACGUCGCCCGUCAUGCCUCAGGAUAUGCCCCCCGUCGGGGGCUACGACGCCGUCCAGUACAAGCGCAAUCUCCCAGUGCGCGGCUUCAGACCGAGUGUGUAUCUACUUGGGAUGGGCGUGAUUAUGACAUAUGGCUUUUGGAUGUAUGGCAAGGGGGUUAGGGAGAAGAACGAACUUGGUCGUGAGAAACAAUGGUCUCGGAUACACCUUAUCCCCCUACUGCAAGCAGAAGAAGACCGCGAUCAAGUGCGGAGGAUGCUAGCGGACAAGCAGCGUGAGAAGGAGCUGCUUGGUGCCAAUCUCAAAGUGUAUCACAACGAUAGAUUUGUUCGACCUACUUAUGUUGCUACACCUGAGAACGUUACGAAAUAGAUGGAUGAUGUUGGGGAUCGAUACGAAGGCCUAGAAAAUACUGGCCUAUACUGAGCAAAGUAACUCAAGAAGUGGCUUCAAGUUGUGGCCAUUGUAAAUAUGGAGUAUGUCGCGGCUUAUUGGGACAGCUGCCGCUACCGCCGCACCCUCACGGUCUGCGCGGAAUGUACCAAUCUCUUUUGUUCCACAUACAACGCGAAUAUAGCAAGAUACGACAAACGCUCAAAUAAUUACUGUCUGUAUGGACGAUGAAACAUCCUGGCAGUCUCAAAUUCAAUUUGCACCACAUUUGAGUCUCGUCACGCUUCUGGAUCUACUUAAACGCCCGAACAGCGGU
This is a messenger RNA of Pseudovirgaria hyperparasitica, 792 nucleotides long. RefSeq lists its product as uncharacterized. The record is from RefSeq and is a predicted model, not a curated record. The coding region runs from base 96 to 455 and encodes 119 amino acids. Lineage: Eukaryota; Fungi; Ascomycota; Dothideomycetes; Acrospermales; Acrospermaceae. The transcript is spliced from 3 exons.